AUGAUUAAUACAAGUGGAAAUCGAUGGUCGUUGAAUCCAAUACUAUCAACACGAGUUGAAUUCACACCAGAACAACCGUUAACCAUACAGCAACAACAGAUAACAGCUAAUAUAUCAAGAAGAACAGCUGCUGCAGUACAUUAUCCAAUAUUAAGAGUUAAUGAUAUGGUUCAAAUAUGUAGUAAUUUAGAACAAAUUAAAAUAUUUCAAUGUGAACAUGAUGAAUGGACUGAAGCUAUGUCACCAACACUUGGAAAACUUGGUCGAGUUGUUGAUUUAUAUGAUGAUGUAUCUAUUGAUUCAACAGUAUCGUUGAAUGAACUUUGUUGUGAAAAUAAUGAUCAUGUUUCAAUAAAUUCUGAAACAAUAAGAACCACAACAACUUCAUCAAAUAAUAUAAACGACACAGUUGCAUUAGCUUGUUUACAACAACAAUUACAAGAAAUUCGUGAACAAGUCUAUUGUCCAAUAUGUAUGGAUCGUUUAAAAAAUAUGGUCUUUUUAUGUGGUCAUGAUCUUUGUUAA
Rotaria sordida is the source of this 525-nucleotide messenger RNA. Lineage: Eukaryota; Metazoa; Rotifera; Eurotatoria; Philodinida; Philodinidae. The record is from the annotation of a GenBank genome assembly.